Molecule: messenger RNA, 1289 nt
Organism: Varroa destructor (honeybee mite)
Lineage: Eukaryota; Metazoa; Arthropoda; Arachnida; Mesostigmata; Varroidae
Product: 14 kDa phosphohistidine phosphatase-like
Biological process (GO): peptidyl-histidine dephosphorylation
Cellular component (GO): cytosol
Molecular function (GO): protein histidine phosphatase activity
Source: RefSeq, a predicted model, not a curated record
AUUACCAGAUGAUAUUUACAAACAACUAAGCGCUUUGCUCAAAUAGAAUCGCUUUGCAAUAGUGUAGUAUAUAACGAACGUCGUAUUCUGCGGCUAUAUUGGAAAAUGCAUUAGCGCUAUCGGUGAGCUCCACUGUUUCGAAUGCGAUUUGGCUGACCAUCGCUUUCGUGUCCGUGCAACCUUGUCAGCGUCGGAUAUACAAGCGAUGUUUGUAGUAGCUGGACGUGCGGCCCACUGUAACUAUAUAGGCCGGCUGCCAUAUGUGAAUUCGCCGGUAACGAUUCUUUGUUUGUUCUACAAGAACUUACAUAUUACUUGGUGAUACGUUCUGUCCCGUUGUGUAUAGCUUCGAGUGCUUUCGUUGUGCAUUAGAAUUUGCGUUAAGAUUCUGAAAUAUUUGAUCCUAGAAAGAACAGUUAUCAACACAAGUGUCGAACGAAUAUACACUGAUACACGUUUCGUGUGAUCUUUUGAUUUGCUGCGGUGACAUCUCCAAACAUCGUAAGCACUAGCAUCCAUUCGACCAACUUUACGGAAACGACCGCUUAUUGAGGAUGGAUUCGAUACCGGAUGUGGAAAUUGACGAUGGUCGCUUCAAGUAUGUCCUGAUCAGGGUGCACGAUAAACGGACCAAUGCGACGAAACUAAUCGUACGUGGUAUUGCAACAUGUUCGUAUCAUAUGGACAUCUACGAAUUGGCUCAGAAAGCAAUUGAGAACGAGAAUUUCGAGUUGGAAGCACUUGGGGGUGGACGGAUUCUUCAUAAUGCCAAGGAAAAACGAAUUGAGGUGUUCGGUUAUUCAGUUGAUCUCGGCCAAGCAAAACAUGCAGACACCUGCGCCAUCCUAGCGAAACACUUUCCCGAAUAUCCCGAGGAAAAUAUCACAUGGACUAAUCAAGGCUACUAGAUGCCCUGUUCAUUAAUAGGCAGGACUAUUUUGCAUGAUUUAGUGAACUGGAACUUUCGUUUCAUUUAGUCUUACAAUACUGAAAAUAUUAUUGUCUUGGAAACGAAUGUACCCUCGUAUAUCUCGGAUCUGGUAUAUAAGACGCACCACAGGAUCUGGAAGGUGACUUUUAUCCCUAAUGUAUUAGGGGAGGACACAUACUGAUUUACUACUGAAGUUAUGUAGAAAGUAUGAAAAGAAUGAAGUAAUGUAGAAAAAUAAGUAAGCAUAUUACCAACGGGGGAAAAAGUUAGUCGACAUAUGUCUAUGAUUAUGGCUGGUUUGGGAUGUAGUUGAGUGUCUAAUGCUCUCUGCACAAGUGAUUUAUUAAAUAAAUAUAAU